This is a messenger RNA of Mollisia scopiformis, 1862 nucleotides long. RefSeq names its product amidase family protein. The record is from RefSeq and is a predicted model, not a curated record. Lineage: Eukaryota; Fungi; Ascomycota; Leotiomycetes; Helotiales; Mollisiaceae. Bases 63 to 1538 code for a protein of 491 amino acids. The transcript has 2 exons.
CCCCCAUCUUUGUUUGACUAUCUCUUAUCCGUACUUACCAAAUUCAACUACUACCACACAAGAUGAUAUCAAUUGACGAGCUAACUAUAGAUCAAGUGCAUUCCGCUUAUAAACAAGGAUCGCAUACCUGCAGACAACUCGUUGAAGCAUACAUCGAACGCAUCAAAACUCUCGAUCAAGCUGGUCCAAAGCUGAACGCUAUCACUACAAUAUCUCCUUUUGCGCUCGAAGAAGCAGACUUUAUUGACACACAUUUCAAGGAACAUGGCAAAUUUAUCGGAUCCCUACAUGGAGUUCCGGUCAUCGUGAAAGAUCAAUGCGAUACGAAAGGAGUCGAGACGACUUAUGGUAACAUUUGUUGCAAGCAUAUUCCAUCCCAAGAUGCAACUCUUGUUCGAAAGUUGAGAGAUGCUGGAGCUGUUAUCCUGGCUAAAAGCACCAUGCCAGACUUUGCAGCAUCAUUCAACUCAGCAUCUUCAGUCAGUGGGGAGACUUUAAAUCCUUAUGAUACCACUCGGGAGACCGGUGGUUCAAGUGCAGGCACAGGUGCUGCAAUCGCUGCAAACUAUGGCUUGAUUGGUGUGGGCGAAGAUACUGGAGGAUCGAUCAGAGUUCCGGCAUCCUUCUGCAAUCUCGUCGGACUUCGUCCAACAGUUGGCCUGGUGUCAAGAUUCGGAUUGUCUCCACUAGUUAAAACACAGGAUACACCUGGUCCCAUGACAAGAACUGUCAAAGAUGCAGCUUUGAUGCUUGACGUUCUGGUUGGGUACGAUUCGAAAGAUACAUACACAGCUGCUGCCGCCAUCGCUGGGCCCCCGAGAGGAGGAAGCUAUGCUUCUAAUCUGUCCAAGUAUGUUCUAUCGAGAGCUCGUAUUGGAGUUCUCAAUGCUGUAUUUGGCGAAGGCGAAGAAUGUGCGCCAGUCAACCAAAUUAUUAGAGACACAUUGUCUAAGUUCACAGCUGGAACCACUUUGAUCGAUGUGGAUAUACCGAACCUGGACUACUACCUCAACUUCUCCUCGACAUACUUCUCCAGAUCACGAUACGAUAUCGACAACUUCCUCUCAGCACAUCCAAUCAUCAAAAAUGUCACAGUCGAAAGUAUCCACAAGUCGAAACAAUUCCACCAAGCGCUCCCACUAUUUGAUCGCAUUGGCACCGGUCCCAAGCAUCCAUAUGAAGACGCACACUACGCAGCAAGACUCGACGAACGUGACGAGUUCCAGCGUAUUGUCAUUGGAAUCAUGACUGAACAUAACCUCGACGCUAUUGCGUAUCCAAGUGUUCAGAUUCCAGCGCCGACAAUCAAAGAUGUUCUUGGCCCGCGAUUCAAGGAGAAUCCGUUUCUAACCAACACUACCAUUGGCAGCCAGUUGAGACAGCCUGCUAUCUCGGUUCCUGUGGGCUUCACGGAGCCAGGCCUCCCUGUGGGGUUGGAGCUUCUUGGAAUGCCGUAUUCGGAACAGAAAUUGUUGGAAUUGGCAUAUGGUGUGGAAGUAUUGACUAAGGCAAGAAGGGCUCCGAAAUUUGCGAGUUAGUAAUAAGUGUCUCCCAAUGAAUCUAGAAGAGGUUCUCAGGUACUCUGCGAGUGUGUAGUUUCUUCUAGUCAAUGUGGGAAAAUAUUUGCAAUUCUGGUUUCGAGCAAAGUCGCAAAGGAAAGUCAGACAUUGGGUGCAAGUGCAAGACUUGCAAGUGGAACCUUUAUUUGAAAUUUGGAGCCGAUUUAUCUACUUCGAGAUUCGUAGCUUUACAUAUCAGUGGUAGUCAAAUCCUCUGGUCUAAUGCUACUACUCCGCAAUAUGUUUUUGACUUUCAGAAGUUUACUGCCUGUCUAUUCUAGCUUUGUGCGUUCUACUUUGGUC